AUGAAUAGCCAAGACGAAAAUAGUAAGAGAAAACAUUUCAUCGGCAGCAUCGGCGCCAUCAUAGAUUCUGGCACUCGUGCUGGUAAAGAAGAGAGAAUAGCUGUAGAAAUAGCAGUAGAAGAUCUCUUUCACUCUGCCAGCUACAACCCAGUUCUGCACGUAAGAGAUUCCCAUGGGAAUCCCCUUCGAACAGCUUCCGCCGGUAAUUUAUUCGAGUCAAUGUUUAAUCUUUUUUCAGUGGUAGAACUCAUUAACAAGGACCAAGUUCAAGCAAUCGUCGGCCUGCUGACUUGGCAGGAAGUGGCGUUAGUCGAUGAGAUGGAUGAAAGAUCCAAACAAGUGCCGAUCAUUUCGUUAGCAGAGCUGGCGGUGACCCCACCAUCAGCAUCUCUCCGAUGGCCUUCAUUAGUUCAGAUGUCGACCGAUAUCUCCAUACAAAUGCAAUGCGUGGCCGCCAUCAUCCGUUCAUAUCGUUGGCGAAGAGUAAUCGCAAUAUAUGAAGACAAGGCCUAUGGUGGGGAUCCUGGAAUUAUCACCCUUCUCUCUGAUGCCCUUCAAGACGUGGGAUCGGAGAUUGAACGGUACUCGGCUCUACCGCCUUUCACUUCUCUAUCCAACCCAAAAACCGUCAUCCGAGAAGAACUAGAGAAAUUGAAGAACAGUAGUCAUUGCACGGUCUUCAUCGUCUUGCGAUCAUCACAGCCGUUAGCGGGACAUCUCUUCACCGAGGCGAAGAAAAUGGGAAUGAUGAAGAAAGGUUAUGUAUGGAUAGCUACCGAAACCAUUACAAGUCUCCUCGAUUCCGUCAACUCCUCCACCAUCUCUUCAAUGCAAGGCGUUAUUGGAAUCAAGACCUACUUCUCUGAAUCCAGUCCAUCAUUUCAAGACUUUUACUCAAGAUUUCGGCGGAAGUUCAGAACAGAAUAUCCAGAAGAAGAAGAACCAAAUCCAGAUCCAGGAAUCUCAGCCCUCCGUGCUUACGAUGCUGUGUGGGCCAUCAAUCAUGGAACUAAUAACAAAUCGAGCUCUGGCAGAAGCUUAUUAGACGGAAUCUUAUCGAGCAAUUUCAAGGGACUGAGCGGCGAAAUCCGAUUCAAAGACGGCAAGUUAGCAAAUGCGCCCGUUUUCCAGAUCGUGAAUGUGGUCGGAAGGAGUUACAGAGAGAUCGGACACUGGUCGCCAUUAUUCGGUUUCUCCGAGCAUGCGACCCGAGAAGGAAGUGCUGAGUUAGGACCGGUGUUCUGGCCCGGUGGCCCACCUUCAGUUCCAAGAGGAUGGACGGCCACGAUCGAUUUGGUGGCUGAUGAAAAGAUGCUGAGGAUUGGGGUACCAGCGAAAUCGGCUUUCACUCAGUUUGUGAAGGUCAGAUACGAUGAGUCUCGGAACGAGACAUACGUUACUGGAUUUUCUGUGAGAGUGUUUGAAGCUGCUGUGAAGCGUCUGCCGUAUCGUUUGCCAUACGAGCUCGUCCCCUACAAUGGCUCCUACGACGAAAUGGUGCAACAGGUGUACCUCAAGGUCAGUUUCGUAAUUUUAACGAGCUACUGUAUUGAGGCCAACAGAAUGGCCCACCAAACCUCUCUACUGAUAAUACUGACAACGAGAGUUGCAUCGUUGGAGCAGAACUUUGAUGCAGCGGUCGGCGAUACGGUAAUCAUGUCCGACCGAUAUCAGUACGCAGAAUUCUCACAGCCGUACAUCGAAUCCGGACUAACGAUGGUGGUGAAGGUUAAGCCGGAGAAAAUGCGGAGGGCCUGGAUGUUCAUGAAGCCGUUCACGAAAUCGAUGUGGGUCCUGAUCGGAGCAAUGAACUUAUUGGUUGGAACGGUGAUCUGGUUAAUCGAGAGAGACACCAGCGUCGAGUUCGGCGGUGGCACGUUUGGCGACCAGAUCGGGACAAUGCUCUGGUUCGCAAUUUCAACCAACUUCUUCGCACACAGGGAGCCGCUUCAGAGCAACCUAUCGCGGCUGGUGGUGGCGACAUGGCUCUUUGUAGUUCUCAUCCUAACAUCAAGCUACACCGCCAAUCUGUCAUCGAUGCUCACAGUAUCAGAUCUUGGACCGAGCGUCGCCGACGUCGCUUUCCUCAAGAGGACUCAAGCAGCGGUUGGGUGCAAUGGAAACUCCUUCAUAGUCAAGUAUUUGGAGGUGCUGGGCUUCAGCCCAUAUAACAUUAAGAGAAUCGCGUCCAUUGAUGACUAUCCUGAGGCGCUAUCCAACGGUGAGAUUGCCGCGGCCUUCUUCGUGGCCCCACAUGCCAGGGUAUUCCUUGCCAAAUACUGUAAAGGCUACACUAUGGCUGGACCUUCCUACAAGCUCGGCGGAUUUGGAUUUGUGUUUCCAAAGGGGUCGUCAUUGUCAUCCGAUGUAUCAGAGGCGAUCCUACAAGUAACGGAGAGCGGAGAAAUGCAGGAGUUAGAGAAAGGACUGCUAUCCUCUUCCAAGUGCUCGAUAUCAACGUCCACCGUAGAUGAUAUACACAGUUUCGGUGUGAGUGCCUUCUGGGGUCUCAUCCUCAUUGUAGUUAGUGUUUGUGUUGGUGCACUUGUUGUAUUCUACCUGGGACGCCAACUCCCAAAGUAUAUGGAGCUUUGGAGGUCCAUGAUGUUGAUGGACCCAACGAUAUGGAGGUGGGCAUUGGGCCCCAUUUCUUCCUACUAUAUGAAAUCCAGGAUCCUACUUCCCGUGGGCCGUCCGAGCUCAGGGACUGCCUGCUGACGGAUCUACUGUCCUAAGAAGAUGGCCAUUGUCGAGCAUGACAAUGCAGAUCGAUGUUGUCCGCAGGAUAGGGUCACCAACAAUAGAUAGUGUUCUGUAUGCGUGCAUGUUGGGGUAUUGUAUUGUAGCUGGAUACUGUGUAUAUAUAUUGUAUAAUGGGGUUUCUUGGACCUCCACCCAUCAUAAGGUGGCCCACUAUUUGGACGGUCCAGACUAA
Molecule: messenger RNA, 2935 nt
Organism: Magnolia sinica
Lineage: Eukaryota; Viridiplantae; Streptophyta; Magnoliopsida; Magnoliales; Magnoliaceae
Product: glutamate receptor 2.7-like
Exons: 5
Coding region: 1-2718 (905 amino acids)
Cellular component (GO): plasma membrane
Molecular function (GO): signaling receptor activity; ligand-gated monoatomic ion channel activity
Source: RefSeq, a predicted model, not a curated record